AUGAUCGUGAUCAGGUGGAGUUACCACAGAGCCAUCGAGUACUAUCUUGCCGAUCAUCUCAAACUCACUGGCUCAUCAACAAUCGAGACCGCUCAGAUCCUUCAGUACGCCUUGCUGCCUGGUGAUCUGUAUGCACCAUACUUCCAAGCAUACCUUGGCAAAGACGAGGCAGCUCUGAAGACGUUCUCCAGUGAGACCGCUCCAAAGGUGUUCAAGAAGCUUGAGACAUUGCUUGUCAAGGCUGGCGGUGUAUAUCUUGUGAACAACAAGUUGAGCUGGGCUGAUAUCAGUAUCUUCAAUCUUUUGGAUUUCUUCCAUCAACAGCCUGGCAACCUAGUGGCAGUUCUCGAGCCAUUCACAGCAUUACUUUCAUUCCACAAGAAGAUUGCAUCAAUCCCACAACUAGCUGAAUACUUAAAGACUAGACCAACUACUUUUAUCUAA
Acytostelium subglobosum LB1 is the source of this 444-nucleotide messenger RNA. RefSeq lists its product as hypothetical. NCBI's taxonomy places the organism in Eukaryota, Evosea, Eumycetozoa, Acytosteliales, Acytosteliaceae. Bases 1 to 444 code for a protein of 147 amino acids. The record is from RefSeq and is a predicted model, not a curated record. Gene Ontology annotation, molecular function: glutathione transferase activity. The transcript has 2 exons. Gene Ontology annotation, biological process: glutathione metabolic process.